GGGAGAUGUGGACGGUGUUCAUUCACAUCCUCCAAUUACAUUUCCUAUAUUCGGAUGAAGCAGCUCAGCAUAGUGCUUUUGCGCAUUACCCAUUAAUGCUGUAGCUCUUCCAGGCUCCUCACCCUAAUUGAUGGCAUCCGCAGCAAUAAUUUCACCAUCUCUUGGCCACAUAAAUGCCUAUACCCCACUUUCAUCUUCCUCCUCUCCGGCUGUCUGCAAAACUCAGAAAAUUUCUUGCGGAUUGUCACUUAAUGAGUCAAGAAGGGGUGCAUUUCUCUCCAAAACAUAUAAAUGCAAGAGGAGGAUGGCAACGGCAAUGCCAAGACUGCAGGUGACAGCAAGGAGUGCAGGGGCCUCAAAGACCAUAGAAGCAGAAGUGGAUAAACCUCUUGGAUUGGCACUGGGCCAGAAGACUGGUGGUGGUGUUGUAAUCACGGCAAUAGAAAAUGGAGGGAAUGCUGCCAGAGCGGGUUUGAAAGUUGGGGAUCAAGUAUUGUACACCAGUAGUUUCUUUGGAGAUGAACUCUGGCCUGCUGAUAAAUUGGGUUUCACUAAGACUGCCAUCCAAGCAAAACCGGAUUCAAUUUAUUUUGUGGUUAGCAGAGGUGCAGAUGUGGAUGUGAAGAGAUUACCCAAGAGACCAGCGCCCCCUCGGUUCGGAAGGAAGCUAACGGAGGCCCAGAAGGCUCGGGCAACUCACAUUUGUCUCGACUGUGGAUACAUAUACACCCUAUCUAAACCAUUCGAAGAGCAGGCAAACGGAUACAUUUGUCCACAAUGUUCAGCACCCAAGAAGCGUUUUGCACGGUAUGAUGUUAACACUGGCGAAGCCAUCGGUGGCGCUUUGCCUCCAAUUGGGGUACUGCUUGGACUAGUAGUUGGUGUUGGAGCUGCUGGUGCAUUGCUUUUCUAUGGCCUUCAAUGAUAACAUGCAGGGUAAUAUUUUCAUGAUCAAAAUUGGCAUAUCUCUGAGGAAGGCUUGCAAAGCUUAAAUAAAUUUGUAGAAAUGAUUACCUUAGAUUUUAAAUUAUGGAAAUGUGGAACUUUGUUGCCAAUUCACCAUGUAGCUUAGCAUCAAAGUUUGAUAUUUUAAAUUUACUCAGAAUUCUCACUAGUUUACCUACAGUAUGUUGUUUCUGGAUUACUGGCUCGUGGGCAUAUCAUAAACACCCAAUUUAGUCUUGCCUUGUAUAACUGAGUGGUUUUUAAUAUGACAUCUUACACCUGCAUGACAAGACCAGGGUUUUGUCUGCAAUUUGUAAUCACUCUCAAGUGUAAAUGGAUUGGCAUUUAUGCCUUUGUAGGCAUCAUGGAAUACCAAUGUUUUAUGGCAUACGAAAUCUAUUAAUUUGA
Molecule: messenger RNA, 1353 nt
Organism: Cryptomeria japonica (Japanese cedar)
Lineage: Eukaryota; Viridiplantae; Streptophyta; Pinopsida; Cupressales; Cupressaceae
Product: protein MET1, chloroplastic
Exons: 6
Coding region: 131-925 (264 amino acids)
Molecular function (GO): protein binding; iron ion binding
Source: RefSeq, a predicted model, not a curated record